Messenger RNA from Penicillium samsonianum, 90 nucleotides. RefSeq lists its product as uncharacterized. The record is from RefSeq and is a predicted model, not a curated record. Lineage: Eukaryota; Fungi; Ascomycota; Eurotiomycetes; Eurotiales; Aspergillaceae. The transcript has a single exon. The annotation marks the transcript as partial.
AUGCAUGGCGCGAGCGUGAUGGCGAGGGCCCCAAUGCUAUCUCUCCGUGAAGAUAUGAUGGGCGAGAAGGAGAGGGAGCUGGAGGCUGUU